Saccostrea cuccullata (small rock oyster) is the source of this 848-nucleotide messenger RNA. RefSeq lists its product as uncharacterized. The record is from RefSeq and is a predicted model, not a curated record. Lineage: Eukaryota; Metazoa; Mollusca; Bivalvia; Ostreida; Ostreidae. The transcript is spliced from 3 exons. The coding region runs from base 132 to 848 and encodes 238 amino acids.
CCUUUUUCUGUAUCACAGAACCGUCACAGUGCAUUGAGAACAGAGAAACUGACCAUACCAUCAUGAGUAACCAAUGAAAUACUCCAUUUAUACGAUACCAUUGAAUUGAAGGGUGAAAAUUCAUAAAUGCCAUGGCAACCUCCUCUUACGCAUCUACAGAGGAGACAACAAAUGCCUGUAGAGCAUGUCGACUUCUGCUGGGUCCAUGUACAGAUGAGUUACGUGAUGUUUUACUUCACCAUGUACCACUUUCUACAUUUCCACACGUCAUCAAACAAAAAAGGAGUAAUCUCCCCCGUCUGACGGCACCACAGAUGAAUCUUAUUUUACCCAGAGGUAGUAGUUAUACAGGAAACUAUGGUGAUAUGGACAUUUCCUUAUUGUACAUACUACUUAGAAACAUUUGUGGUAUACCACCACACAGCAAUGGCUGGGGAUACGAUCCAGACCCUACAGAUCGAUCUCUCUCUGCCAACAUUGAGAGAAUCCGUAUUGCCAGAAAUCAGUGUGUACAUUCUUCUAGCCCAGUCCUCUCCAAUGCUGAUUUUAACAUAAUCUGGUCCACUGUCAGAUCAGCAGUUGUGGACCUUGAUUCUUUCCUUAAUAACGGGAACAAGUUUGAGAGAGAGGUGGACUUUCUGAGACAUGAGACAAUGGAUCUUGUCCGUGACCGCCAUUACAUAGAAGAACUGAGGAAACAGGCUGAAGAAGAUGCACUAAUUAGAGAAAUGGUUCAAGCCCUGAAAAGAAAAUUAGAACAGACUGAAACAGACAGAAUUGAAAAUCACAAUAGAAUACAGAAAAUAGUGGGUGAGUACAAUUAUAUUAAAAAAAGAAUCCAGGAAUAA